Prorocentrum cordatum is the source of this 3922-nucleotide messenger RNA. Lineage: Eukaryota; Dinophyceae; Prorocentrales; Prorocentraceae. The record is from the annotation of a GenBank genome assembly.
UGCGCAGGGGGGGGGGGAGGGGGGGGGCGCCGCUCCCGCGGCGUGCGCGGGCGGGGGCGCAGCUCGGGAGCGACACAGGCGUGGCCUCGCUGCGCCGCCCCUUCGGGAUGGGCAACAACUUUGCAAGGUGCAAGGAGAACUUCGGGGACUCCGACAGCGAGGAGAUCUUCCAGUCCCGCUACACCAGCGGCUGGUUCCCGCAGGCCCCAGCCCGCCGCCGUGCGCCCGGGCCUACAGGUGUUGGAAGCGCGGCUCCUCGAGAGGCUACGCCAUGAAGGCCUUCGAGUCGAACGAGGGCGCCUCUGCGCACGCGGUCAACGAGAUCAAGGUUCUGGAUGCCCUCGGCAAGCACCCCCGCAUUACGCACAUGAUCGAGUACGACAUGAAGGACCUGAUGGCGGUGCGCGUAGUGCUCGAGCUGUGCGAGGGCGGUCAGUUAUUCGACCGCAUCCGCGCGCGAGGGUACUACGAGGAGCCCAAGGCGGCAGUGGUCGUGCGCCAGGUGCUCGAGGCCGUUGCUUUCCUGCAUUCGAAGGGAGUCAUGCAUCGCGACAUGAAGCCCGAGAACGUCCUGCUGGUGAGCAGGGACAGCGACACCGACGUCAAGGUCUGCGACUUCGGGCUGGCCAAGAUGGCGCCCAUCUCCCUGCAGAACCCCCGGGGCCCUCGGUCCGUGUCCUUCCGGGGCUCCGACCACUACCUGGCGCCGGAGAUCAUCCGCCAGGAGGACGCCCUCGUGCGCUCGUCCCUCGGGCACCAGCAGUGGUUCUUCAGAGGCCCCGUGACGGAGGACCCGCCGUCGGUCAAGACGUCGAUCUUCCAGAGGCGAAGUGUGGCGCACACGCUCUCGCAGGCCGCGGGCGAAGUGGAGUUCCUGCAGCCGCCACAGGCGCUGUCGCUGCUGGUACCGCCGACGCCGCCCCUGUCCCCCGCGGACGCCAAGCCGCUCUUCUCGCACAUCCCGAAGAACGGAGGGCGUCGCGGCGUGAUCCGCGGAGCCGCCCAGGCGCACUCGCAGCUGGCGCGUUGGCUCUUAUGCGCGGACACCUGCGAACACUUUGCGGCCGCCGUGGUGCGCGCAAAGCAGCUCUGCAUUUUGGGCUCGGCGCUCGGCGCUGCCAUCCGCGCCUCCGCCGUGCGGCCCCCGCCGGCAGCCUCGCGGACAGACGGCCUCGUGCUCUUCGCUGCCAUCGAUGCCGACGCGCGGCGCCUUCCUGGAAUGGAGUGCCCAGCUCGCGAUUUGGAAGGCCGCGGUCCGUUCGACGCAGAGACGGGGGCGCGCGAUAUCAUUGCGCGUGCCCAGCGACCGCGCUUGCCUGCCCGCCCCGGGGCGGACGGCUCUGCCCUGGACAACCGGCAGUCGAAGAGCUCGCGCCGCAGCGACGACCGUGAGCAUCUCUGCGCCCCCGUGGAUUUUAAAUUUUCGAACGCGCGCAUCGGACGGAGGUCUAGCGCCGACGCCCCGUCGAGCUCGCAGCGGCGCCGCGGCUCACCGCGGGCGUUCUUGGAUGUCGCGGGAACGCUCGCGGCCCCCAGGCAGAAGUUUUUCGAGGUGCUAGAGUUCAACUCAAUGUUCUGCGCCGCUGGAGCGAACGACGGCGAUCCCCCUUGCGUCUCGCGCGCGGGCUUCGCAGCGAGGACCGCGUUGCUACGGGGGGAUGAGGCGAACGGCUUCUCAGGCUUCAGUUCCCGCGAGGACGGCCGGGGUCGGCGGCGAUGCCCGCGCUGCCUGUUCGGACGCGCCUCGCUGCAGAGGUCUCUCGCGGGCCGCCUUGAAUCCGCAAGAAGCAGCCAGCGCCGGGGGGCGCGGCUGGAUCAGACCAGGCCCUGCGUGCCCGAGCACGCAGGCGCUCGGCUGCGCGGCGGGGGCGGCCGUUUACAUCGCUGCCGCGAGUUGUUGCGGAACCCCAUUGGCGCCGACGGCGUGGCAGAUGUCAUCGACGUCCGAGCGCGCGCGCGCGCGUCUUGCUGGACGUUCGCGGCCCUCGUUUCGCAGUUGGAGACGAGGGCGCCGAAGUCACCGCAAGUAUCGCGUCAUUCCAGGAAGCGAGGGGUCGACUACUUCGACAGCAAAUCCAUGCUUUCCUGCGUUACGAAGGUCCCGUGCACGGGGGAGCACGUGCCCGUGGGGCUGGCCGUGCGCUUGGGGUGUGCGCCGGCCAGCUACAGGCCUGGUCAACACAUGUUCGCGGUCCUAAGGCAUCCAUACACGCGAGCUGUCAGCCAGUGGUCGUGGGGGGCCGACCUGUGGAACAAAACGCUUGGCUACGAACUUACAGCAAUCGGCAUGAACAAGUUCAUACAGGACUCUAUAGCCAAUUCGUCGGUCGCAACGGACAGUUUCCUGACGUGUUGGGCAGGAGGUCAGCCUUGGCGUAGUAACUGUGGUCGUUUCAUCCAGGACUGCCAUUGGCUGCCGCAGGCCGAUUAUAUUUUUGACAUCGACCAUCGCCAGCCUCUGGUCACCACCCUCCUCAACCAGACGAACCUUGCUGAGGAGCUUCGGACGCUGCUGGGCGAGCCUUCCAACGAGACGUUCAAAGUUGCAAUGAACAGUGAACUCGUAAACGACAUGGAGGAUGGAACCACAACUUCGGGAUUUCAGUCGUGGGUAUGCGCCCUGACAGAGCAGACCAAACAGGUGCUCGACGCACACUACGCCAUUGACUUCGAGAAGUUCGGGCCGGGGGGCAGGGGCAGCCGGGGCAGGCCCGUGCGCUGGAUGGCGCACGCGGGGGCGCAGCCCCUGCCGUCGUGGCUGGCGGAGGUCGACUCCGUGUGGCUCGAGGACUUCGCCCCCGCGGUGCGAGAGCACAUCUCGGAUGCCGCGGCCAACGUCGUGCAGGACUGGACGCAACCCACGGAGAAGGACGAGACGCGCGAGACGUGGCUGUACGUCAUCGAUAUGCUGGCCGCGCGCGUGGACCUCUUCAGCAGGCCUCACACGGACUGGCCCGUGCAGAUGCACCUGCUGCACGUGGUCUGCUUCCACGACUCCAUGGGCGAAGCCGACCUGCAGAGGCUGGCCGGCCUCGUCGAGGCCGGCGCCGUCCUCCGUGGCGGCCAGUCCAACGACGUGCUGCGGGCCGCCCCGGUGGCCGAGGUCGUCGCGCGGCUCCAGCGGGCAGCCGGGGACCUGGCAUGCCUGCUAAGGCUGCGCGCGGUGCUGCUGAGGGCGUGCAGCGGCAGCAUAGCGACGCUGGAGGACCUGCAGGACGCCAUCGACGGGGCCUGCGAGGGCACCCGCCGAGCUCGUGCGGGGGCGCGGGCGCCGGCCGCGGAGGCCGCGGGCACCGCGGAGCUGGCGCUGCGCGCGGAGCGGGCGCUGGAGGACUUCGCGCGGCAGGUCCUGCGCAUCACCUGGCAGAGCGACGGACCGGGCCUGGGCUCCCAGGGCCUGGACCCGCUGCCCCCCGCCGAGCUCGGGGGCGGCAGACACCUGUGCGCCGCGCUGAAGGCCACCGAGGCCUCGUUCCCGUCGGCGCUCCUGCAGCACGCGGCCAAGCGGGUCGGCCACCUGGUGGCCACCGCCCGCCACCUGAUCUUCCCGCAGCUCUUCUCAGAGCCCCUAGAGCGCGCGCGGGACCUGAACGUCAUCAAGGAGCUGUUCCUGGCCGUCGACGUCGACAGGAGUGGCUCCAUCGAAUACCAGGAGUUUGUGAAGUGCAUGAACAAGCCAGAGUGUUUCCGCAUCAUGAACCAGCGCUUCGGGCUGCAGAGGCAUCAGUCCAAGAUCAUGUUCACCGCGCUGGACGUGGACGGGGACGGCUGCGUCACGCUGAACGAGUGGUUCGACACGCUGAAGACGUUCAUGGACUCUGGGGUUCCCUCGGUCCUCGCGCACCGGCGCGUGAAGGAGAUACGGGAUCUCCGUGACCAGGCGUGCCAGGGCAAGUUCGAUCAGCGCGGGAGGACGCCAUGA